Messenger RNA from Entelurus aequoreus (snake pipefish), 6067 nucleotides. RefSeq names its product zinc finger protein 532 (gene znf532). The transcript is spliced from 9 exons. NCBI's taxonomy places the organism in Eukaryota, Metazoa, Chordata, Actinopteri, Syngnathiformes, Syngnathidae. The record is from RefSeq and is a predicted model, not a curated record. The coding region runs from base 308 to 4087 and encodes 1259 amino acids.
GCAUGAUCUAUGUGUCUUAUUUAUAUGUCUCUGUGUUGCUAGUGCAUCAGAGAAUGACAAAAGAAGACCCCCAGAAUUUAGCACAACGUCGGAUGUAACCUGACCCUCAAGUCUGGGCCUUUUGUAAAGAAGCAGAUUUUUUUUCUCCAGUCAGGGUGGGGUGCCAUUGCUUUUUGAAGGUUUAGUAGUGUUGUGAACAUGUUUGUCAUAGGAUGGAAAAAAGGACAGUCGGAAGGUUUGGCUAGUGGCUGGAGAGGGACGAGACAAGGCGAGAGGGUGACAUCCUCAUCAAAGCAGGGAAAGGAACAUGGGCGAUAUGAAAACACCCGACUUUGAUGACCUCCUUGCAGCCUUCGACAUCCCGGACAUGGUGGAUCCUAAAGCUGCAAUUGAAUCUGGCCACCAAGAAGAUGACAAGGUCAAACAAGCAAAGAGUGGAAAAAAUACAGUUGAAGAUGAUCGGAUAGGACAUGAUGUUGGUGUCAGUGUCAUCGUCAAGAAUAUUCGAAACAUGGAUACAAUUCAACAUCUUCGAAAUCUUUCAGAGAAGGACGAGCCGUUAAAGCCCCAACACCAGUCUAAAAGAAUUGGCAAGCAACUUCAAAAUGGAUUCUUGUCUUCUAUGCCACCCAAAAAUGUAUGUAAAACUUCCAGGAAGGAUGGACAGACAGUAAGUAAUCAAUCCAGUCCGAUCUCCAGUGCAGAGGAGUUUGAGGAAGAGAACACAAUUGAAGUAGAUAAUCCAACUGACAAAAUCGGUGGUCUGUCAAUUGUCAAGUCCUUUACAAAGAAAGCUCCUGUUUUGGUGGAGAAGGCUUCUAAGUCCAAAGCAAAAGGCUUAAAACCAGACCAGAACAACAACCAAAAUAUCACUCUGGGAGAUUCAAUUUUUAGUCACACCCAUCAGUCUAGUUUUCCUAAAAAGGAGCCUAAGGAAACUCUUCACAGAGACGCAGAGAGCAAAGAGACAAAUGUGCAAACAAUGCAAGUCAUAUCUAAGUCUACUGCAAAACUUUCCUCUUGUAUUGCAGCCAUUGCUGCUCUUGGUGCUAAAAAUGCAAGCCCUACAGACUCCUGUGUAUUUGAUUUUCCUGUUACACAAAUGGAAUCAAACCAAGGCAAUACAAAUUUCAGAGCUCCAGGAAAGACAUGUGAACAGGAAUCAGCCUUAGAGUUGGCAAAGCGAUUGCUAUCAGGACAACCACGGAGUCCAUCUAGUGUCAACAGUGAGAGUAGCAACAAAGGUUCACCAGACUCAAGCACUGACACUGCCACAGUCAUUCCGAAGGUCAGGAUAAAAACAAUUAAGACCUCUUCUGGACACAUCAAGCGUACUGUCACACGGGUGCUCCCAGACUUGGAAUUUGAAACAAUGAAAAAAGGGGGAAAUUCCAAUGGCCCAAAAAUAGUGGCUACCACUGGUGCAUUUUUCUCAUGUCCCACUGGCUCCUCUUUGCCAACUACGGUGGUAGCCACCUGUGGGGGUCUAUCAAAUAGAAUAACCAAGCAGAUGACAAUUAAACCAGUAGCAACAGCCUUUCUUCCAGUCUCAGCUGUCAAGACGGCUGGUUCACAAGUCAUCAACCUGAAACUGGCUAAUAACACCACAGUCAAAGCAACUGUCAUUCCUGCUGCCUCAGUACAAAGCGGCAGCAGUGCCAUCCUUAAAGCGGCAAAUGCCAUGCAACAAACAGUCACGGUCCCUGCCUCUAGUCUGGCUAAUGCUAAAUUAGUACCAAAGGCAGUCCGUCUCAGUAACCUGAAUCUUCUGUCGCAGAAUGUAUCCUCUGCUCAUGGUGAUCUCCAACAAGGAAAGUCCAGGCAAUCACAACAACUUAAACAGCAAGCCCUUUUCAAAGGCCAGCAGUCAAAGAAGUUCCCCAGAGUUCAUGUCAUAACCAACUCUCAAAGCUCCAUAGUUGAUGCUUUCAAUAAAGUCCUGAGUAGCAUAAAUCCAAUUCCUGUGUAUAUCCCAAACCUCUCCCCACCAACCUCAGCCUGUAUUUCAAUCCCAUCUCAUGGCUAUCAGUGCCUGGAGUGUGGUGACUCAUUUGCUCUGGAAAAAAGCUUGACCCAACAUUUUGAACGUCGUAGUGUGCGGAUUGAGGUUAUCUGCAAUCACUGUUCAAAAAAUCUUGUCUUCUACAACAAGUGCAGCCUUUUGUCUCAUGCCAGGGGACACAAGGACAAAGGAGUUGUCAUGCAGUGUUCACACCUCAUCUUAAAACCCAUCCCUGCUGACCAAAUGGUAACAGCACCGCCCUAUUCCAGACUACACUCUAUUACAGAUAGCUUCGAUGCACAGGCACAACCUGCUCAAACGCCAGAUCCAAGUUAUGUGACACAAAGUGCAGUGAUUUCAGCUCCAAGCAACAUCCCAAUUGAGGCCGCCAUGCCCUUGGAAGAUGGUGCAUCCAAACUCUGUAGGCACAGCCUGAAGUGUUUGGAAUGUAAUGAAAUGUUCCAGGAUGACAGCUCACUAGCUAUGCAUUAUCAGCAAGUUCUGGAGACCAGUGGGCAGAAAACCUGCAAUAUCUGCCAAAUGCUUCUUCCAAAUCAGUGCAGUUUUCUGUCGCAUCAACGAAUCCAUCAGCACAAGUCUCCUUACAUCUGCCCAGAGUGUGGCGCAAGCUGUCGAUCUGUCCACUUCCAGUCCCACGUCACCAAGAACUGCCUGCACUACGCACGUAGAGUCGGCUACCGAUGUAUUCACUGUAGUGUGAUCUUCUCUGAUGUUGCGACUUUGAAGUCGCACAUCCAGACUACACACUGUGAGGUCUUCUAUAAAUGUCCGCUUUGUCCCAUGGCCUUCAAGUCUGCACCAGCAACACACUCCCAUGCGUACACACAGCAUCCUGGAUUGAAAGCAGGAGAGCCUAAGCUUAUAUACAAGUGUUCCAUGUGCGAUACUGUGUACACUUUGCAGUCUCUUCUUUACACACACUUUGACCAGCAUGUUGUCACUCAUAAAGUUCCUGUGUUCAAAUGCCCCGACUGCUCCAUGCACUAUGCACAGAAACAGCUCAUGCUGGACCAUAUAAAGGGCAUUCAUGGAACUCUGAAGACUAUUGAGGGUCCACCAAACUUAGGAAUCAACCUCCCGCUCAGCGCCAAACCUACAAAUUCAAACAGCACCAUCAACAAUGGCCCUACAAAUGACAAUAACAACAACAAGGAUGGGCAAAACACCAAUGGACAAAACAAAGGCAUCAAGAAGACUGCACCUUCAUCACCCAAAAAAGACAGCAAAAACAGAUUGGGUAAAGAUACUAGUUCAGAUUAUACAUGUGCAGAGUGCAACAGUGUCUUCAGUGGCAGAGAGGUCUUCUUGAAUCACAUGACAAAAGAACAUGGCAAGAUAUUGAAGAAGCACCCAUGCCGACAGUGCGACAAGUCCUUCAGUUCCACUCACAGUCUUUGCCGACACAACCGCCUCAAACACAAGGGAGUGCACAAAGCAUACACCUGCCCUCAGACCUUCACCAAGAGAGUGCUGCUCGAUCAGCACAUUCAGUUGAUGCAUGGAGCCUCAGAGGAGAAGAAUGCCAGCGCGGCUCCCACAGAUAAUUCGCCAGAGAAGAAAUCGAUUGCCAGCCCCAAGAGAAAAAAGGAUGCAGAAGAGAAGGUGUCUCCAGAGUUAAACCCCCGUGGUUUAGACUUGCAGCCUUUGAAGAGGCUCAAAGUUAACAUACCCAAAGUUCACAGAUGUGCUGUCUGCGGCUUCACCACAGAGGACCUCAUCGCAUUCCAUAAGCACAUCCCCCAGCACAAGUCGGACCACUCGUCCUACCAGUGCCAGGAGUGUGGACUAUGCUACACUUCCCUGCACUCUAAGUCCAGACACCUUUUCAUCGUCCAUCGUCUGAAGGAGCCACAAUGCUUCGCCCGUUACAGGGGUAAGGAUGAUAAUGAAAACCAGCGGGAGAACUUCAUGGAAGUUACAGCACAGGAUGAUGAUGGAAUGUCAAAGACCAAAUGUAAAGUGUGUGGGAAACAGUUUGAGACCGAGGGCAACCUCAACACUCACAUGAGGACACAUGGAAUGGCAUUUAUCAAGGCCAAAAGACUCAGUUCGGCUGAGAAAUGAAUCCUCGCCACCAUAAUCAAAACUGUAGAAUUCCUUUUAUAUAGUUGUACAGUAUCUAUUGGCUGGGGUCCUAUUGUAUAAAAUUACUGCAAUAAACUGUUUAUAGUAUACAAAUACACAUCCGUGGGGGAAAUAAGCAUUUGGUCCCAUGCUGAUUUUUGUAAGUUAACGCUCCUACAUGAAACAUCCGAAAUUGUUUAGGUAAGUUGACUGUAACAUAGAGAGACGGGGUGUGAAAAACACCUUAACAACAGACUCAAUAAAGGUUUUGAAUUAAUUUGUUUUUGAUCCAGAGCAAAAAGGCAUUGAUAUGCAAAACAUUGCUUAGUAUUUGGAGAAACCCCUGUUGAUAAACACAAUGGUCAGACAUCUCUUGUAGUUGGUCACCAGGGUUGUAAACAUCUCAGGAGAGAUUUUGGGUAAAGAAAUACCCCAAAAGCAGAAAGCUUCCAAUGCCAUGUGUGACAGUAGGGAUGGUUGGUGUCGUAUUUAAUAUCUCUCUGCCUCCACACACAUCAGUUCCAGUUGAUGCUUAAAAGCUCAAUUUUGGCUUCUGCUGACUAAAACGUAUUAUACCAAGCCUUAUCUGUGUCAUAUUGGUGUUUAUUGACAAACUUCAGACAGGCUUGUACAUGUGCUUUGUUGAAAGGGGGGCCUUGCAGGCACUGCAGGAUCUCAAUCCAUUACAUCAAAGUAUGUUACUAAUGGGUUUUUUUCUUCGCUAACUGUGUACCAAACUCCCCUAAGAUCAUUAACCAGCUCCUCCUCUCAUAAUUCUGGGCCUUUGUUUGAGUCACCCUUGGCUCACGAGGUCAAAACUAGCUUCGACCUCCAAAACAAGGGCAACUUCUUUAAUUUCCAAAUUAUUGCGCUAAUAGUGCUCUUUCAUAACAAGCUUCUUGUUAUGAAAAGUCAAUUUCAGUCUACAACCUUGCCCCUAAUGUCCUUUGACAUCCCUUUUGUCUUGGCGGAGAGGUUGGAAUAGACUAGACCAAUUCUGUAACAGGUAUCAUUUGUCCUUAUAAUGAUUUGAGUUUCGGAGUACGUUUCCGAAGGGACGCGAGUCAUUUGUGUGUUUCAGGACAGAAGGCUUUCUGGCAGGGAGGGGCUCAAAUACUUAUUUCACUUAAUCAAAUAUACAUUAAUUAUAGCUUUUCUCAAUUUUUUUGUAUUAUUAUUUGUUUUAGUUUUUACAUUUUGUUGCUCUCAGUUACAGUAAACAUACUAUUACAAAUCUAUUGACUGUCUAAUCAACACGGGAUCAAAUACUUAUUUUCUCCUCCAUGUAUAAAGGUUACUUUUUGUUUUCAAUUGAACAAAACUAGUUUUUGUACUCCAUGUUUUUAAAGACUUGAGCUGUUGUUGUUUUUAUAUAGUAGAGCUUUUUAUUUUUUCAUUUGUUAUGGAGAGCUACAUAACGUACAACUGUAUUGUAUGGUUUUGGCAAAAUUGGCCUUAGUCCUUAGGCCACGUCCACACGAAUGUGGGUAUUUUUUAAAUCAUACUCUAAUCAAUUUUCUAUGAAUUUAGGACUUUUGGGUCAUACGAUGUGUUUCAGGUAAAACCUCAGAAACAUCAGAAAAAUAUACAUGCCAGCUUCGCCUCACAUAGCUAACAUUGUUCUGUUCAUUCGUACUCUGGAGAAUGUAAAUUGGGCUGUUACUCCUGACUACUAAUUAGAAAACCAGUAACAGUUAAGAGGCAUUAGCGAGACCUCAUAUUUCAAUUGACAACUUUAACAGGCAGACAUACUGUCCUUAAAAGCUGUAUGGGGUAGCUAGGAGCUACUUGGACAAGACUUAAGUCUUUUGCUGUAAAACUGCCUGCGAGAAGCAGUCUAUGUAUUGAAUGUUGUCUUUGCUGCUGCCGUUGGGCUCUAAUUUGUAUGUCAAUAAAUAGUGAAAGGAUCAUCAGCUUCUCGAUGGAUUGUAAUUAUUAUUUUUAUUUCUAACAGAGCAGUUGAUUCGCCCAAUACUGAAU